AUGGCAUCCGCCAAUGCUAUCCGCCUGGCAGGCUUCGGGCUAAGGAUGCUUCAGCUCUUAUCGUCACUGAUUAUCGUCGGGGUUUUUAGUUAUUUCCUUGCAGUUCUUGCUGAUCACAACGAGCAUGCUCCAGAAUGGCUGAAGGCUGUUGCCGGGAUAGCCGGAGUGGCUGCGAUCUACGCCAUCCUCACGUCGUUUUUCAUUCUUGCGUAUGGAGGACUGUUAGUCUUCUCUCGUAUAUCCAUGAUGUUCGACGGAAGUUUCGCCGUCGCAUUUCUAGCUAUCUGUCUUAUGACUCGCCACGGUGCCCUCCCUUGCACAGGACGCGUAACUACGCCCGUUGGAAGUGGUGAUGCGGAAGACCCAGGUGCAGCAUUUGGGGACGAGGAUACGGGAACUGGCAUGGGGGAUAAUCUCACUUCCAUGCGAUACCUAGCUACCGCGUGCAAACUAGAAAAGGGGACCUUUGCCGUCUCUAUCAUUGGAACGAUUCGUCCACGCUUCUGGCCAAGACGGCAAACUCAGGGCUCUUCUACUGAUCAUACCGUUGAAUACAGCCAGGCCCCUUUGACCCCUGGUGCCAACUCGCUGGAGGACAAGCCGAAGGUGGAAAAACCUCGCUUCACAAAUUUUCUCCAGCGCUUCGGCGGGAAUGAUAGCAACAGAAAUACUGAUCCAGAAAACAUCCAGUUGCGGCAGGGUAUUCAAAGCAGCAAUCUUCAAUCCGAGCCUUCUAGCUAUGGAUAUGGGAAAAAUACAUACACUGUUACAAGCCCAGACAGCCCCAUAUCGCCCACUUCUCAGGAGCCACCCAACCCGUGGGCGAGAUCUGGAAAUGCGGAUUAUACCUAUGGAGAAAGCGGUAUUGAUGUGGUUGGGCAUGAGGCUACGGCUAUCUACUAUCCACGGGUUAUUGAUAUUGUUCAAUUACAUAAAUUCUUUCCCAUCUCCCUUGAGACAGGCAGACCAAGCAGUCAAAAUAAAGUUCCUUUUACCACAAUGGGCAAAUGGUUCCUGAGAAGUCUUCUCUAUCUGUGCCUUCACUAUCCUUUCACUCCUGAGAUCUUUGUGAAGGGAAUUCUGGGAUAUACCUAG
Molecule: messenger RNA, 1095 nt
Organism: Trichophyton benhamiae CBS 112371
Lineage: Eukaryota; Fungi; Ascomycota; Eurotiomycetes; Onygenales; Arthrodermataceae
Exons: 3
Coding region: 1-1095 (364 amino acids)
Source: RefSeq, a predicted model, not a curated record